Molecule: messenger RNA, 342 nt
Organism: Trypanosoma theileri
Lineage: Eukaryota; Euglenozoa; Kinetoplastea; Trypanosomatida; Trypanosomatidae
Exons: 1
Source: RefSeq, a predicted model, not a curated record
AUGUUGAGUACGACUCGUCCCUCUUAUUCAUCAGUAGAAUGGAGGACAUGCACACAAGCAUUCAAAGACUUUGUGUGCCACAACGGACCAACAGCGUUUACAUUUGAAAUGCGACCAUCGCACGCUCCCCAUUUAACUUAUACCGUCGAAGGUAUGUUAACCUUAGAACAUGAUGCACUCAAGAUACGUACAGGGGAGGAUCACUGUUUGGACUGGGAAAAUUUGCGUACCUCCAUAAUUAGGUUUCACAUGCCGCGAAACCAAGAUUUUCUACAGGCCUUUGAAGCAGCACGAGCGCAAUUCAGUGCCGAAUGGGCAUUACUGGAGGAGACAGAGUCAUUA